Andrographis paniculata is the source of this 1443-nucleotide messenger RNA. RefSeq lists its product as uncharacterized. The transcript is spliced from 2 exons. The record is from RefSeq and is a predicted model, not a curated record. The coding region runs from base 598 to 1047 and encodes 149 amino acids. Lineage: Eukaryota; Viridiplantae; Streptophyta; Magnoliopsida; Lamiales; Acanthaceae.
AAUUUUGUUUGUAACUUUGUUUGUUUAUUAGUUUCAAAGUAAAAUUCUGUUGGGAUAUGAAGCCUGAUUAUAUCCUAAAAUCUAGGGAUAUGAUUUGGAUAUUAUAUUUUAGAUUUUAGAGAUAUGAUUUGGAUAUUAUUGUCAAAGGCUUAGGCUAUAAAUAUCCAUGUAUUCUCACUUUAACAUGUGCCUGCGUACUUUAUAGUAAAAUUCCUGGCUUGGCAGCGCCCCCAGACGUAGAUCUUUGUGAUCGAACUGGGUUACCAAAUUCUUGUGUUCUAUUGUCUUUGUUUUCUCAUCUUGAUUUCCUGAAAUUUUCAUAACAAGUGGUAUCAGAGCCUAGUUCGUUGAUAGGGUGGAUUGAGAGGAAUCGGACGUUGGAUCGUUGUGGGAAUCCCUUGUGACCUGCGGAGGUACCUUGUGUCGAAAGUCUCCUGGCGGUGUUGGGUCGGUCCCGACUGGUAGGUCAGGCAGCGAGUCCCUUUGUGAUAGGCGGUGCAAGAUUGGUAGGGAAGGAUAAGGGUUUCGGCAAACGCAGCGGAAUAUCCGAUGUGCUCUCAUAUCAAGUGAACCUUAGGUUUGUUUGUGGGAGUCAAGAUGGGUGAUCGUCGUGUUGUCAAGGAGAAAUCCGAAGACAUGGAUGAAGCCGAAUACAAGAAGAUCAACAGGAAGACGAUGAGUGCGGUUCGACUAACCCUUUGGGAGAAUGUGUCGACUGAAUUUAGAUUUGAGGCAAAAGGAAAGGGUGAAGAUCAAGAAUGGUCAAAGUUGAAGCCGAAGAAUAAGGACAAGGAAGAUGCAAGUCAGGUGGUAUAUUGGAACUGCAAGGGGCACUUGAAACGACAGUGCAGGGCGCCGGAGAAGGAUCAGGGUUCAGCAAACGCAACGGAGGAGAUAUCCGAUGCGCUGAUUCUGAGCGUCAGCAGUCCAAUGGAGUCAUGGAUUUUGGUCGAACGUCAUUCCACUCAUGCAGUGAUUCGAGAAUCAUGUAAUCCUAUACCACAGGUAAUUUUGGUGUUGUCUAUCUUGGAGAUGAUGAGACACUGAAAAUUGUAGGUAAAGGAAUGAUUCGAAUCAGAACACCGAAUUGUGGGGAGUGGAGAUUGGAUGAGGUAUGUUGAAGUGGAAGAUGAAAUCAGUCUUCAAGUGGGAGAUUGUUGGGAUAUGAAGCCUGAUUAUAUCCUAAAAUCUAGGGAUAUGAUUUGGAUAUUAUAUUUUAGAUUUUAGAGAUAUGAUUUGGAUAUUAUUGUCAAAGGCUUAGGCUAUAAAUAUCCAUGUAUUCUCACUUUAACAUGUGCCUGCGUACUUUAUAGUAAAAUUCCUGGCUUGGCAGCGCCCCCAGACGUAGAUCUUUGUGAUCGAACUGGGUUACCAAAUUCUUGUGUUCUAUUGUCUUUGUUUUCUCAUCUUGAUUUCCUGAAAUUUUCAUAACAAAUUCUUUUG